AAGUAUUGUGCUCCAAACUGCAGCGUACGUUUUCAGAAAUCCCAAGAAAACCAUGGUUGAUUGUUGUGCAUGUCCACAACCAACGAGCGUGCUUACGGGACGUGUACGUCCUUCCAAAAGCCUUCUGGUCGUUAUUCUACAUUCAGCAUGUUUGCGUUGGACAUUUUGAAGGAAUUCUAUCACAUCAAUGGAUUCCCUACAAAGAGCGAGAGGACGAAGAUCUGUGAGAUCAUCGGCGAGACGGAGAAACGAGUCCAGAAUUGGUUCAAAGGACAAAGAAAGGCUGACCGGAGGCGAGACAGAGAGGUGGCAAAGGGGGACACUUCCGAAUUUUUGGUGGAGCUAGAGAAAACUCAGUCUGUCUUCCAGCUGUGCAAAACCUCCCAGAAACGUAAGCGAGAUCUAGAAGAGACAGAACUACAAGGCAACGGUACUUUCAACGAGGGACCACUCCACACCGUCCGGGAAACUCUGCGUGUUCUUAAGAAGGAACCCCGUUUGACCCCCUCUGUGUGGUCUCACCCUUCUCUGGCCUUUAGUGUCCCGACUUUUGACCCGGUUCCAUAUGGAUUCCCCGCACUGACUUCAGCAUUACCCAUGUCCAUGACAGCCAGCAAGACUCCCAAGAAAGAUGUUUCAUUUAUUCCCACACUUACAGAGUCUUCUAGCGUCAAGAACAGUCUGAGGAUCAAGAAUCCGUUCGAAGAGGAUCCCACCCCAACGAAGAAGAGGUGGAAGUUGUCUAAUGACGUCACACGUUUUGUUCACUCCGUAGACACUGUGAUGGAGGACAUCCUUAACGGGACAACGCCUCUUCUCCCUCACAUUGACAGCUUCCUGUGGGGAACGGACGGACCCAGAUUCAUGUGAAGUCAUUUUGCAGGAAACAAGACAAAUUGAGUGUGCUCUGUUGUUCUACUUUGUGAAAUUGUGCCCUGUUCUACUUUGUGAAAUUGUGUUCUGUUGUUGUUGCUUGGCGAAAUUGUGCUUUCCAGUGCUGCAACGUAAGCUAUAGUGUCUGAAUAAGAACUGUGAUUGUGUAUAGAUGCUUUUUUGAAUUUAUGAAUGUUUCUUGAUGAUGAAAAUAAAAGAAGUGAUUAAA
Molecule: messenger RNA, 1102 nt
Organism: Magallana angulata
Lineage: Eukaryota; Metazoa; Mollusca; Bivalvia; Ostreida; Ostreidae
Exons: 3
Coding region: 70-870 (266 amino acids)
Molecular function (GO): DNA binding
Source: RefSeq, a predicted model, not a curated record